AUGAUAUUCUUGGUAAGACAUGGAGAAAGGGCUGACAAUUGUGAAAUUGAAAAGAAGAACAUUGUAAAUCCAUCAGAUCCACAUCUUACUCCAACUGGAUGCACCUAAGCAUUGUAGGCUGGAUCUUUGAUUCAAUAGGAGAUUGAGGCUUACUCUUGUGUUGAUAUUCAAUCCUCUCCUUUCUUAAGGUGCAUAAUGACUGCUAAGAUCGUUGCUAGUCAAAUCAACAAGCAAGAGGUAUCUUUAAAGACAGAAAUCUGUGAAACUUUAUAUCCUCAGUUCUUCUCCAAGAACCCAUUGCCUGAGUUAGUCAUUAAUACCGAUUCCACACACACUUACUUCACUGGGAUUACCUUAAUCGAUUAAUAAUUGGAUCAGAAUGAAAUAUAUCCAGAAACCUUAGAAAAAGUGACCAAUAGAAUUAUGACUUAUGUCUAACAACUUCUAAAAACAAUCGAACCUGAACAAUGUGUCAUCUUAGUAACCCAUCAACGCCCUCUAAAGACUAUUUUAGAACUUUUCAAUCAGAAGACAGACAAUGUUGGAUAUUGUAAAGUGAUAUCUUUACGCAAAGGAGAAUCAACUCAGAUAGAAAAAUGCGAACUUAAAAUUUAUUGA
Messenger RNA from Paramecium octaurelia, 618 nucleotides. NCBI's taxonomy places the organism in Eukaryota, Ciliophora, Oligohymenophorea, Peniculida, Parameciidae. The record is from the annotation of a GenBank genome assembly.